AUGCCGUUUAUAAAGAAAUAUUUGAAGAAUGCUGUAUCUAAUGGUACGCUAGUGAAAAACGCAUUACCAAAGGAAAAGAAGACUAUUACCGACGAAUCUAUUGAAAAGAAGAUAAGUGACAGCUCACAAUACAUCAAUAAGUUCACAAUACAUGAAAAAAAACCUGUCGAUAAAAACAAGUCUUCUAAAGUUGUUACUAAAAACAAAUCUAAAGCUGUUACCACUGUUGCUACUGCUAUUGCUGUUGUCGCUAAAAAAGAAAAAGAUUUCGGAAAAAACAGCAUAACUGAGAGAACUCUAUCAAAAACUAAGAAGACCAUGAAGGCAUCAUCAGCUAGCAAAACUAAAACUUAUCCUAAAUCGAAGAAAGCAACAACUAAAAUCGUUCCUAAAAAUCCAAAGGUGUCGAAUUGA
Messenger RNA from Vespa velutina, 414 nucleotides. RefSeq names its product histone H1.1-like. NCBI's taxonomy places the organism in Eukaryota, Metazoa, Arthropoda, Insecta, Hymenoptera, Vespidae. The coding region runs from base 1 to 414 and encodes 137 amino acids. The record is from RefSeq and is a predicted model, not a curated record. The transcript is spliced from 2 exons.